Molecule: messenger RNA, 393 nt
Organism: Colletotrichum chrysophilum
Lineage: Eukaryota; Fungi; Ascomycota; Sordariomycetes; Glomerellales; Glomerellaceae
Exons: 1
Coding region: 1-393 (130 amino acids)
Source: RefSeq, a predicted model, not a curated record
AUGAUCAACAUCAGGCUGCAUCAGCCAGUGCAGAUUCCCGCUCCGGUGUUCCAUCAAAUGAGAAAGGUCGGCUUUGACCAGUACGUUGAUUGCGAGACCGCCCCCGGACUUGGCAAUGAGUGGAAUCUGAAGCGUCUUGAUUGUGAGGCUGCGGGCGCCGUCAGCCCCGAAGAUAUACUUCGUUCGUAUCGAGAAGUGGAUCUUGGAAAGGUCAUCCCAGACGUUGACCAAAUACUUUGCGUCCGAGGGGUCAUGUUUCCAGGACACAAGUUUGGUGUUAAACCUGACGACGAAGCCAUGAUGCGAUGCAAACCGAGUCAGUACCGGCUCGAGCAGAGUUUGCGGGAUGUCCACAGGAUCGCAAGGACUUGCAAGUUCAUAGUCGCCCUUUGA